This is a messenger RNA of Porites lobata, 1765 nucleotides long. The record is from the annotation of a GenBank genome assembly. NCBI's taxonomy places the organism in Eukaryota, Metazoa, Cnidaria, Anthozoa, Scleractinia, Poritidae.
AUGAACUGCGGGUUUGGUCUCACAACCCUUGCUCACUCAAAAUCUGUGAAACUUUUAAGACGACACAUCCUGUUGAUAUAUAGUAGGGGACAUAGUCCCAGGUGUGGUGUGGUGUCCAAUUCUGCCAGCAUGUGUGUGGUUAGCCUGGCUGGAUUAGCUAGAAGGGCUUCUGAGCAAAUGAGACAAUAACACCUAUACUGCCAGAAGUCAGGCUAUUGCUGGUUUGUGUCAUGUUGGUGGCCAAGAACAAAAGCAUUUCUCUCCUCUGGGAUUUAAACUCUAUUUUUAUGUAAAUUCUUCGAGAAAAAAAAUUCUAUUGUAUUGACCCCCAACAUGGCGGCCUUGUCAUGUGGUUGCAAACCAAGAAUUUGUGAGGUGUUGGAGCCCUCACUCAGGAACCUCUUGUAAGUGACCACUCCCCUUAUGAAAGUGUAGCUUUAUUGGAGUUCACCUAUGGGCAGUUUCAACAUACUAAAUUAAGUCAUGUCUCUUAUUUCAGUAAAUUGUGUCUUCUAUAUCCUUAAUCUUUGAACACAAAAAUCUGUCAGAGUUCUGUGACCAAUGAAUAAAAUGUUAUAGUAACUGGCAAGUCUCCCAGUUACCUCUUUCUAAAUUUUCUGGAUCUGCCCCUAAAAUAUUGUGCUAUCCUUGGGUUAUGCCAUCCCCGUUUUUAACAACCUGGCCAUACAGAAAGAGCAAAAUAUUGCUCGACAAAUGCUUGACUAAAUGAAAUGCUUAGCAAGGAAGGGAGUAACUUGGGGCUAUAUUCUAGGCCCCUCUGUUUGUGUAACAUUUUAUGGUUUGUGGUUUUUAUUGGUUCAGAUGCCAGAAAUUAAACUACAAAGCUCAGAUGGAGAAAUUUAUGAAGUUGAUGUAGAAGUGGUCAAAGCAUCUGUCACAAAAACUAUGCUUGAAGGUGAGUUCAAAGGAGAAGCCCUUUUUGUGAUUACACGUAACAUUGUGAAAUGAUGAAUGUUUGAAUUUUGAUGAUGAAGAAAUAAGUGCAGAGAUGAUCAUCACAUCUCUACAGUUACAUAACAUUGUAUUCAGUAUUUAUUACACAGUUUCAUAUCUACAAACAUGUUGGAGAAUUAAUGUUGAAUGUGUUAUUAUAAAUAGGCAUAAGACAUCAGGACAUUAUUUUAUUUUUUAAAAAAUAGAAAUGGCUUUACUUUAGGGGAACUUCACUCUAUAUUAAUAACUCAAGUAAGUGCAUGAGCAAAUGGCAGUUUGAUGUGCGUGAAAAUUACUGGCUAUGUACAGUGAAUUAUGAUUGACAGUUGGUGCUUAUUUUAGAGUGGGUUUCAUUUUUGUUUUAGAGAUUGUAAAAACUUGACUGAACAACAGUCAGGACCAUCUCAAGGUGCUUUUUUGACAGUGUCAAUCUUAGAGAGUCCAUAGGAAAAAGUUGUACAGGGCUUUGUGCAAGGAAAAAAAUGAUGCCACAGAAAGCUAAUAUUUUGAGAUUAAAAUGCAGGCUGUUUACUCAACUUAAGGUCUUUUUGGUUUGACCCAUAUUACCAUGCUUCAAUUUUUAGAUCUUGGCAUGGAUGAAGACGAUGAUGAACCAGUCCCACUUCCCAAUGUCAAUGCAGCCAUUCUUGCCAAGGUAAAUAUAGUGCAUCAUAGAUACACCCUUUUUAUAUGGAGCCUGUGUCAUUUGCUAGUGUUGAAGAGGUUUCAUUUGAAUGGUUACACAGGAUUACCUGAAAUAGAGGUGCGUGAGAUCGCGAUAAGGAAACAAGGAGGCAAGGAAGGAAGGUAG